AUGUCUCAAAGUAAAAAUUCAUUAACUAACUACUUCAAGAAAGUAUCAAAUACUUAUAAUAUUGACGAAGUUCAUGAAACAACAGUUCAAUCAUGUUCAACUGAAGAAACAGAUAUUCUUCGAACAAAACGAUUUAAACCAAAUGAAUCGACAAAUUCCACUACAUUGGUCACCAACAAUACCACUGCUGCUUCAAUUAGUAGCUCUGCAACAGCAGAAUCUACCAUGUCAUUGUCUUCGAAUGAACGAGACCCAUGUCAUGGUCCUGCAAAAGCAAAAGAAUAUAUAUUGUUAGGCCCAUUUCAACCACAAACACAGUUUCCCAAGGUCAAUGGUCGUCGUUUUCGUCGUGGAUGGUAUAAUAUUUAUCCAUGGUUAGAAUAUAGUUUAGAAUUGGAUCGUGCAUUCUGUUUUUCAUGUCGCUUACGUGGUGAACAUAAAUUUGAUGCAGGAUUUACAAUUAAUGGUUUUAAUAUAUGGAAAAAUGAAACAUUAAGGUUAAAUGAACAUCAAGCAAGAUAUAGUCAUAAAGAAUCGUUUGAAAGAUGA
Rotaria sp. Silwood1 is the source of this 549-nucleotide messenger RNA. The record is from the annotation of a GenBank genome assembly. NCBI's taxonomy places the organism in Eukaryota, Metazoa, Rotifera, Eurotatoria, Philodinida, Philodinidae.